AUGAAUUCUACUAACGAGAGAGAUUGCGCUGAUCCUUUGGUUCCUGUUCUCGCAAAAGACCCGGAAAUGGUGAAGGAGAAGAUCGAUUCUGGGAAUCAUUCAAAGACUCGUGGGACGAUUAAAAAGCUUCUGAAAGUACUAGCUCUGAUGGUGCUCAUAACGAUGGUCAUUCUCGUAACGAACAGAAAUCCUAAGAUAGAAGAGCAAAUAAAAAUGCUUGAAUCACGAGUCGCCGAGCUGGAAUCAAAGGAGGCCUAUUUGCGCAGCGAUAUUAACAUAAACGUCGACUAUUACUACGAUGAGGAGGGGUCAGGCGAAGUGGAAAUAACAGACGAUGAGGAUUUUGACGAGUUCGAGUUGAAAAACUCGAUCGUUCGAAAAAUGAUCGGAACAUGGAAGCAAGUAAAGCUGGUUAACAUGGAGGCUUACUUGGAAAAAGAAGGGGCUAACAUCGUUUACCAGAAACUUGCAAAGUUCUUCCCGCCGACGAUGAUUUUUUUCGAAAAUGAACCUGGAAAGUUCGUCCAGGCGUUCCAAAUGAAACUGGCAAGCUACUACCACGAGUUCCCCUUCAAUCUGGACGGCACAAAGAUCUCCUUCAUCAAUCACGAAGACACAAAAUGCAUAGCCAGGGCAAGAGACGAAGGCGACCAAAUUUCCAUCGUCGCCGAGGGAGGAAGGAAUGGACCUCUCCUAACUUGGCUUUACUUCGAUGAGCAGGGGAGAAUCGUUAUGAAAACGACGCUGCCGGAUUUGGACAACAUAACAGCGAAGAGAGUCUUCGAGUUUGUCAGUGAUUCCACUGAACAUUAA
Oikopleura dioica is the source of this 813-nucleotide messenger RNA. Lineage: Eukaryota; Metazoa; Chordata; Appendicularia; Copelata; Oikopleuridae. The record is from the annotation of a GenBank genome assembly.